Molecule: messenger RNA, 2607 nt
Organism: Aspergillus chevalieri
Lineage: Eukaryota; Fungi; Ascomycota; Eurotiomycetes; Eurotiales; Aspergillaceae
Product: putative RSC complex subunit (RSC1)
Exons: 5
Coding region: 1-2607 (868 amino acids)
Biological process (GO): chromatin remodeling
Cellular component (GO): RSC-type complex
Molecular function (GO): protein binding; chromatin binding
Source: RefSeq, a predicted model, not a curated record
AUGGAGACGUCACAGGAGCCCGUCAAGUCGAUCGAGGACGAUAACAAGGGCGACGGCCAAAAUGGAGCUCCUAUCCCCGAUGAUCUAUGGAGGAUUAUGAUGGAUGUGGUCCUGACCAUCUAUGAGGUGCGCGAAGAAGAUGGCCACGACCCCUCGAGAUUGUUCCAUCGCAGUGUCAACAAGCGUUAUGUUCCCGAUUAUUAUGAUGUUAUCAAGGAGCCAAUGGCUCUCAGCAUUCUCAAGCAGAAAAUCAACAAGCGAGAGUACAGGAGGUUCUCGGAUUUCGUGCGAGAUUGCGCGCUGAUCCCGCAUAAUGCGCAAACCUACAAUCGCCCAAUGUCCCAAGCCUACGAGGAUGCGCUUGUCAUCAAGGACGUUUUUGCUCAAGAGUUCAACAAGCUAGCCAAGCAAGGGAUCGUUACUGCUCAAGAGGCUCAACUGCCUGAUCUCGGAGAGAUCCCCGAGCCGGAUCCUCUUCCUGAGGAGGAGGAAGAGGAGGAAGAUGACGACGAGGAGGAUGACGAGGAUGAUUCCGAUGAUGAUGGUCGACAGAAGAAAAAGCGUGGCCCUAAGCCUAAGCGCGAUGGAAAAGAUGACGGCCAAAAAGAGCCUGAGAUGCGCAAAAAGCGAGGCCGACCGCCGCGUGUGGACACCCCGAUGGAGGCCCGGAUUAAGGCAGUCCUGAAGGGAAUUCGGAAAUUGAAAGAUCCCAGCGGCCAACUCAAAGUGCGACACUUCGAGCGACUGCCGGACAAGGGAACUUAUCCAGACUACUACAUGGAAAUCAAGGAGCCUGUUGCCAUCGACCUCAUAAAGAGAAAGUCGAAACGGAAGAAGUAUCAGUCGGUUGAUCAUUUCAUGAGAGACAUGAACUUGAUGUUCAACAACGCCAAGGCCUACAAUCAACCCGAAAGCCAAAUAUACAGAGAUGCCGUCGACUUACAGGUGGAAUCGCGCAAACUCGCCGAGCUCGAGAAGAAAAAGCCCGACAGCGAAUACCUGAUGGAGGACGGGCGUCUUCCGUUGCCAGACGGUAUCCUCUACAAGGGUGAGAUGUGGAAAGUUGGUGACUGGGUUCACAUCCAAAACCCUAACGAUGUCACGAAACCCGUCGUGGCACAGAUCUACCGUACGUGGCAGGACCCAGAAGGCGAUAAAUGGGUCAAUGCCUGUUGGUAUUAUCGGCCCGAGCAAACCGUCCACCAUUACGAAAAGCAUUUCUACCCCAAUGAAGUGGUUAAGACUGGCCAGUACCGUGACCAUCGCAUCGAAGAGGUCAUUGAUCGUUGCUUCGUCAUGUUCGUUACCCGCUACAACCGCGGACGACCAAGAGGUUUACCUCCGGAGAAAGACGUAUACGUCUGUGAGUCUCGGUACAACGAAGAGAAGCACAAGUUGAACAAGAUCAAGACCUGGGCAAGCUGCCUUCCGGACGAAGUGAGGGAAAAAGACUACGAAAUGGAUCUCUUUGACGUUCCACGAAGAAUCAAGAAAAUCCCCAGUCCAAUCAAACACCUACUGAAUAAGGAUGCAAAGGAAACGGAUGAUCUUCCCAAGGCGGCCUGGGGAGCAGAAAAUGCGCCACCAGUUGUUGGAGCGGUUCAUUGCCGUCCACGAGAUGAAAACGAAUCUCCACCACCUGAGCCAACGCCGUCUCCUCCUCCCUCCCUACCCCCGUCUUCUCUGCCACCUUCUCGGCAGCCACCUAUCAGUCAGAGUCCUGUCCGGCCGAGCGUGGAUAGUCAGGGCAACAUUACAAUGGCUGGUGUUCCUCCUGUGUCAAUACGCUCUCCGGCUGCGCCCGUUGUACCAGUCCAAGGUUCUCCGGUGCCAAUGCCCUCCGCAUCCUAUCAAUCGCCGAAUAUGGCAGCGGCCCAGGUGUACCAACCUGGCUUACAAAGACGCCCUAGCUUUGCGCCUCCAACGCCGGGUGUACCUUACCCAGGAGCUGCGGUUUCUAGCCCGUAUGCAACUGCCCAAGCAACCCCAUAUUCACCAUACCAGACAAACCGUCUGGCCUCGCAGCCGACAGUGUAUAACCCUAACGCACCGCGCCCCAUCGAAGUCUUCCAACUAAGCGAUGCCGCCAACGCCGCAAUUCCCGCUGAUAUACGGGAACAAUUCCACUGCGACGACCACGGCCGUGUCCUCUUCUUCUCUUCACUCCCAAUGGACAUUCUGCCCUCUUCGCGUCAGAAACUGGGUCAUUCACUCAAAUAUCUUGCCGCGAAAGAAGAACGUCGGAAGAAACUCGAAGAGCGCAAGCGAAAGGCAUCUGAGCAGGACGAACGGGAGAAAGCGGCCAAACGCGCUCGCGCUGACGAGGAGUCCACCCUUGCGACUCGUGUGGAGGCGCUCACGAACCGCGCUGUCGAGACGAUGACCAACCAGAUUGUGUCUGGGACGGACAAGAUCUACGAGGCCCUUUAUCAGGACCAGGCGGACGCGGCCAAGAGUGCUGAUGCCAAGGUCCGCGAGCAGCGUGUUGUUAUCGAUAGGGCUACACAGGAGCAGACGGCAGGUAUCAAAGCACACUCCCAAGGCAUCUCUCUUGUAACUCUUAGGGGUAAUGCCGUCUAUAUGAAUGAUAUUGAACCGAGGAGUUGA